GGGCCGUGUAACGCACAGCAGUGAGCCCCAGGCAUCUGCGUCACCCCUGCCGAGGAGAACACUCACAUCCGCAGGGGUGAUCGCAAAGGGCUUCAGAGGCAGGGCUGGACGCCAGAGAUUUUACUAGAAGGAGCGUUUGAGCAAGAAUUUCAUAAAUCGGGUCUGAAGUUUUAGAAUACUUAGGACUGGAAACGAUCGACCUCAGUUGAAGGAGAAUUCAGAAUUACCUUCCCUCAGGAGCAAGAUUCACGUCUCUCCUGUUCUCUCCACUGUGAGCCAAAGGAGGUGAAAAGUCUGCUGCCUUCUGUCCGAGGCCUGGCCUUUCUGCCCAGAUCGAGCACCAGGAUGAGAGGGGAACCAAUGAAUUCCACCAACAUCUACGAUUCAAAUGAGGACUACUUUGGAUUAGCUAACAGUUCGGAUUACUUACUGGAUGAUGACAGCUUUCUGUGCUCCCUGCAGGAGGUCAGAAGUUUCUCCGGGCUCUUCGUGCCGGUAGCUUACUCCUUGAUAUGCGUCUGUGGUCUCCUGGGCAAUAUUCUGGUGGUUGUCACCUUUGCCUUUUAUAAGAAAGCCAAAUCUAUGACGGACGUUUAUCUCUUGAACAUGGCCGUGGCGGACAUACUCUUUGUCCUCACCCUCCCCUUCUGGGCUGUCAACCACGCCACUGGUGAGUGGAUUUUCAGCAACACCAUCUGCAAACUGACCCGGGGCAUCUACGCCGUCAACUUCAACUGCGGCAUGCUGCUGCUGGCCUGCAUCAGCCUGGACCGCUACAUCGCCAUCGUGCAGGCCACCAAGUCCUUCCGGCUCCGCUCCAGAGCCUUGGCGCACCACAAGCUGAUCUGCUUGGCGGUGUGGGUGGUGUCCGUCCUCAUCUCCAGCUCGACCUUCACGUUCAACCAGAAGUACAAGCUUCAGGGCGGCGACGUGUGCGAGCCCCGGUACCACGCCGUGUCCGAGCCCAUCCGCUGGAAGCUGCUGAUGCUGGGGCUGCAGCUCCUCUUCGGCUUCUUCGUCCCGCUGGUGUUCAUGAUCUUCUGCUACGCGUUCAUUGUCAAGACCUUAGUCCAGGCGCAGAACUCGAAAAGGCACAGGGCCAUCCGCGUCAUCAUCGCGGUGGUCCUCGUGUUUCUGGCCUGCCAGAUCCCGCACAACAUGGUGCUCCUGGUGACCGCCGUCAACCUGGGCCGGACGGACCGCUCAUGCAGCGGCGAGAAGCUGCUGGGCUACGCCAGGAACGUCACCGAGGUGCUGGCCUUCCUGCACUGCUGCCUCAACCCCGUGCUGUACGCCUUCAUCGGCCAGAAGUUUCGGAGCUACUUUCUGAAGAUCAUGAAGGACCUGUGGUGCGUGAGGCGGAAGCAGAAGGCGCCGGGCUUCUCCUGCUCCCGGCUGCACUCGGACACCUUCACCUCCCGGCAGAACAGCGAGACCGCGGACAACGACAACCCAUCCUCCUUCACCAUGUGACGCCCCCCAGGCUUGGCGCAGACAGGAUGGAAACGCACGGGGCCCGUGGAAAUGAAGCAAAAGCGAGCGGGGUCUUUCCUGCAGGAUCAGGGCCGCGGGUGCCCCGGGUGCCGGGGGGUUCCCACAGGGAGCACCCCCAGCUCACCUGACCGGGAAUGCCCUGCACCCCUGUCCCUGAUGGCUGGCAUUCCACAAAGCAGGCUUUGGGAAGCGCUGGAUGAAAGGGAACUGCUUACAAGCGGGAACACUUUCAGGAAUGUUCGCAAGGAAGCCUUCAACCACAAUUUCUGGUCAUUGCAAAACAUCCCACGACUUAAAAACAAAAGGAAACAGGAACAACCAUCAAAAGCCCUCACAUAACUCAUUUAGGCAAAAGAUUAAACAUUUUUCCAUCCCCAUGGAUACUGUUGGUCAUCAGAGCAGCAAAACGGGCUGGCUUGAGCUUUUUCUCAUUUCCUUGUGAUGCACUCAACUUGCAUGAGAUUGUAAAAGGGCAGAAGGAAAAACAAGCUCCGAGACCAGAGAGGUGGCUGCGUAAGUGCUGGUGACGCCGGCCCAGGGGCCAGGCAGCUGCGGUCGUCACGGACGCCAGGAGGUACAGUGUGCUGUAUCUCUCUCCACGAUGGCCAUCUUCUAAAAAUCAGACGAAGGUGCUUAAUAAACACUUGUUUAACAAAACAUAAUAAAAUUGGGGCUCCUAGGACAGGCAAGAGUGCAAGUUGCUCAGUUGUGUCCGACUCUUUGUGACCCCAUGGACUAUGCAGUCCAUGGAAUUCUCCAGGCCAGAAUACUGGAGUGGGUAGCCU
Messenger RNA from Cervus elaphus (red deer), 2279 nucleotides. It is a transcript of the gene CCR6, whose product is annotated as C-C motif chemokine receptor 6. Bases 346 to 1473 code for a protein of 375 amino acids. Gene Ontology annotation, cellular component: membrane. Lineage: Eukaryota; Metazoa; Chordata; Mammalia; Artiodactyla; Cervidae. Gene Ontology annotation, molecular function: C-C chemokine receptor activity. The transcript has 3 exons. The record is from RefSeq and is a predicted model, not a curated record. Gene Ontology annotation, biological process: positive regulation of dendritic cell chemotaxis; chemotaxis; thymocyte migration.